Messenger RNA from Cetraspora pellucida, 963 nucleotides. The record is from the annotation of a GenBank genome assembly. Lineage: Eukaryota; Fungi; Glomeromycota; Glomeromycetes; Diversisporales; Gigasporaceae.
AUGUCUUUAUUACCUUUUGAAAAUCGAACAAGUGCGUCGCUUAUUUGCCAUCUUAGAAAAGAUAUACAAGGAAUUGUUCAUGCCCUUAAGACUGAAUUUCCAGAAUUACAAAUUAAAGAAUACUAUAGUAAAUCCAAUCCAGUAGAAAAGGCUUGUGAUUUUAGCAAUUUACUAAAUGUCAAAUGCGAAUGUCUAUCUCGAGAACUUCAGAAUAGAGGAAUAUUUCCUGACACAGACUCUAUUAUCUGGAAUAAGAAUGUACCAACUGCAAGUAUGGAAAUUUCUAUCAUAGAGUUCAUUUCUAAGUCUGAUGAAAAUAUUGUACUGUUGUCUCAAGCUGUGAAGGCUAAUUUCUUAAUUAUUAAAGCAGAAGAAAUAUCAGAUCUAACUAAUACUAAUAUUCUAGAUUAUGAAACUGCUGAAUUUUUGGAGAACAAGCUAAAGAAGACCUUAAAAGAAAUGCAUUCUUUAGACCGGCAUUGUAUUGUAGAUUGCUAUCAGAUCCAACCUGAAUUACUAACCAAAGAAUUUAUCUCAAAGUAUGGGAAUUACAAUCACAUAAAAUGGUUUAAAGCUUAUAGGCAACUACAAGAUGCUGGUACUAACAAUGAAAUGGCUGUUGAAGCUAUUUCUUCUAGAGAUAUUGAUAAUAGAUCCAGAUAUAAAGCUGAUAAUGUUAAGAUGUGUCUGAAUUCUCCUGGAUUUAUAUCAUAUCUCCAGAAUUUAGUGCCUAAAAUGGCUCGAGUAUUUGAUAAUACAGAUGUGUCAUGUAGUGUUAAAAAAUCGGGAUUAAAAACAAUUCGAGCAAAACUUGGAUUACUGAAUUCAGCACUACAUGUAACAUAUAAGCUAAAGUUUAAGGCUAUAGACAAGGGUUGUAGGUAUUACUAUCUAGUUGGAUCUUUCGAUAGUAACAACACUCCUGCAUUACCUCUAUAUCAAACAGAAAAAAAAAUUUACUAG